Molecule: messenger RNA, 1970 nt
Organism: Ipomoea triloba (trilobed morning glory)
Lineage: Eukaryota; Viridiplantae; Streptophyta; Magnoliopsida; Solanales; Convolvulaceae
Exons: 8
Coding region: 261-1757 (498 amino acids)
Molecular function (GO): zinc ion binding
Source: RefSeq, a predicted model, not a curated record
CCGACAACAAAUGAAAACAUGGGACUGUUUUACUUGCUGUACGUGCAGUAUGCGUUAGUUGUACUUGUAGGCAGCUGCCCAAGUUAAUUCAAUUCUCAUCAAAACCACCUUCUCUCUCUCUCUCUCUCUCUCUCUCUCUCUCUCUCUGGAAGUUUGGCUGUUGAAACGCUAAGCUAUGGACAUAUAAGCCCAACUCCCCAUCUAAGCCACCAUUAUUGAAGCUUUCUUGAUUAUCAUUCUUUUUGUUGUGUAAAUAAAAUAUGGAUUCUGCAAUUGAGAAAUCUUUGGCGAAGGAGAAUAAUGGUGAAGAGUCUUCCCAUCCUCAGAAGAUUAAUGAAUUGAGUGAAAUUGUGGAGGAGUCAUCUCUGAAUGUGCAUCAAACAAGGCAAAACUCGGUUUCAGAGACACCAAAACGAGUGACAGAAGAAUCAUCCGAUGAUUGUUUGAGGAUGAACGUACCCCUCUCGCCAACUCCAAAACGGGUAAACUUUUCUCCUUUACCAAGCCCUUGUCAUGGUAAACUCGAUGGAUCUCCAGAUUCGUCAUCUAGGGGUAAAUCGUCAUCUGUGAAAAGCUUCAUUCCUAAAUUAAGCUUCAAGUUCCGGAAUACAACAACAGACAUUGAGCGGGCUGCAAUGCUAGCUCUGGGAUGUUCCCCGGGGAGGCAGGAAAAGCCUUCGAUACUGAGGCAGCUCUCAGUAACGAAGAUUUUCAAUCCAAGAAUGAAAAGAACAUCAUCGUUGCCAGUGUCUCCAAUUGCACACUCGAAUCCUGAAUCAGCACAUGGAGGACUUAACUUAGCCAAAAUCGGUAGUGAGCACCCAAUACACAGAUCAAAUUCAGUCCCGGAUUUAAACAAAGAUGGAAGCACGAGACAGGUUGGCUGUGUAGAGAGCCUAUAUCGCGUCAUUCCCUCUACUCCUUGUGUUGCGGUCCAGUCUGUAGCAACAUCAGCCGCAGCUCCAGCUGACAGUGCGGAUGGAACCAAUGAGUUGGGCGAAGACAUCACUCAAGAAGACGCUGUCUGCAGGAUAUGUCUGGUUGAACUCGGGGAGAAUAUGGACACGCUUAAGAUGGAAUGCAGUUGCAAAGGUGAACUCGCCCUGGCUCACCAAGAGUGUGCCGUGAAAUGGUUUAGCAUAAAAGGGAACAAGAUCUGCGAUAUCUGCAGGCAAGAGGUUCGGAAUUUGCCUGUCACACUUUUACGGGUUCAAACCCGAGCACUUGGAAUUCCCCAGUCUGCUGUUAUCCAAUACCGGAUUUGGCAGGAUGUUCCUGUUCUUGUUAUUGUCAGCAUGCUUGCCUACUUUUGCUUCCUAGAACAACUUUUGGUCGGAAGAAUGGGAUCUGGUGCCAUCGCGAUAUCUCUUCCGUUUUCAUGCAUCUUGGGUCUCCUUGCAUCCAUGACAUCGACUACUAUGGUGAGGAGAAAAUAUGCUUGGGUGUAUGCUACAACUCAGUUUGCUUUGGUGGUUCUUUUCGCACACAUUUUCUUCAAAUUGCUCCGCAUCCAAGCAGUUCUGGCGGUUCUUCUCGCCACCUUUGCCGGUUUUGGUGGUGUAAUGUGUGCGACUUCCAUUCUUUUCGAGCUUAUGAAGUGGAGGUGGCAGACAUGGGGGAAUCAGCAACCGACUUCUCAAGAAUCAGAGCUUCCAAGUCAGUCUUCACAAUCCAAUCCAACCCCGCAAACUGAUCAGCAUCCGGUUGAUGUUGAAACCGGGAAUGCUGGAGUUGAUCGUGGCCGUCAAGAACAGUAAAGAUUAUAUGCAUACAUAUGCAAUUGGUGCAGGUUGUGGUUAUUUUGGACUUUGGUGUGAUCAAGGAAGGCCACACAAAAGUCAAUUUAGUUAGGUGGAUUUUCAGUCAAAAAUUUUGUAAAUGUUGUCACCUUCUCAAGUACAACUCUGAUGAGGAAUUGUUGUUUCUGGUUUCAUUUGGUUUGCUUUCAUGUUUCUAGUGGGAGACAAGCA